Messenger RNA from Cricetulus griseus (Chinese hamster), 486 nucleotides. Lineage: Eukaryota; Metazoa; Chordata; Mammalia; Rodentia; Cricetidae. The record is from RefSeq and is a predicted model, not a curated record.
AUUGAUGAUGGGGCUAUGCAAACUAUCUAUUCCUGGAUCUGGAUCACAGGUGCUGGCCGAACCACCACCAUGCCUCUGGCUAGAGAUCUAUUGCAUCCUUCCUUGGAAGAGGAAAAGAAAAAAACAUAAAAACGUAAGAAGAAACGGUUGGUUCGGAGCCCAAAUUCUUACUUCAUGGAUGUGAAAUGUCCAGGUUGCUACAAGAUUACUACAGUUUUCAGCCAUGCUCAGACAGUGGUUCUUUGUGUAGGUUGUUCAACAGUGCUGUGCCAGUCCACAGGAGGAAAAUCCAGGCUCACAGAAGGCUGUUCAUUUAGAAGAAAGCAACACUAAUCAUCUAUACAUGUUCCUGAGUUUGUGUUUUUCACAGAAAGCCUUAUCAAGUUCACUGACUCUACCAAGACUAUGUAACUAUGUUUGAUUUAUAAAGUAUACAACAAUGAUCUCCUAUUUUGGUGUCAGAUUUUCAAUAAAGUUUUAAUUAUG